This is a messenger RNA of Trichobilharzia regenti, 2608 nucleotides long. Lineage: Eukaryota; Metazoa; Platyhelminthes; Trematoda; Strigeidida; Schistosomatidae. The record is from the annotation of a GenBank genome assembly.
GUCCAAUCAGAUUGGCCGGCUUUGUUGUCGCGCCCUGCGAGCGUUAUUCAAAAUGACGAAAAAUGUAGUUAAGGUAACUUGUUCACCUGCGUACAAAUCAAGUAAUGGUCAGCCUAUUCACUUACAUAUACCUGGAGAUACACCGAUUCACCUUCACGUUAAUCAGAAAACCCAAGUAUCUCGACUUCCAGAAUCUGGAAAUGUGAAGCUAACUGACAUUGGUCCAUAUCAGGCACCAUGGGUGCCGCCACCAGCGAAGACCAGUUCAGGUCGAUUUUCAUGUGAUCCAGCACGUCGUGUCACUAUAAAGCCUGACAGAAGAAAACAUCGAUCACGCUCUGCAGAAUCAUUCAGUGAGAAUUUAAAUAAGGUUAGUCCUGCUGAAUUAAAUGAGGUCGAAUCUGACAAAGAAGUACACAUUGAAUGUCCAAAAGAAUGUAUUUCAUGCAAAACAAUAUCCAAUGAAGAACAACUACUACACACUUCUGAUCAACUCAAAGAUACGCCAAAAUUGUGUACCCACAUAUAUGGAAAUAGUCGGCUAUUUGAAGGGGAUAAACUAGCCACCAAUGAGGCGUCAUUUUGUACUAGUUCACUUCUAGACGAAUGGAUUAAAGAUUUGGAUAAUGCAGUUAGUCGUGUUGCAAAAUCAGCAAGAAAUAUUGUUGACUGUAUUGAACAGGUUGCAUAUGAAGGUAGACGUGUUGAUUCACACGACAUGUUACGUCUUGUGCAACCAAGAGAUGAAUUACUGUUACAAACUGAAAUUGCUGGACGCGCAGGACGAGAAUUAUGCAGAUGGGCGUCAAGUGUUCAACAACAACAGAAUGAAAUUUUAGCCAACCGAUUAUCUCAAACACAAACACGUGAAGCUAAUCUGACUGCUGAAGUGAAACGUUUAACAGAAAAACUGGAUCGAAUGGAAAUCGAUUUAGAAGUAGCUCAAAAGCAAUUAAAUGAACAACAAAAUGAAAGUUUGAAGUAUAACACAGUUCAUGAAUCUAUGGAAAGUGUUAAGGGUCAUUUACAACGUCAACUACGACAACGUGAUUCAGAAUGUAGUCGAUUGUCUAUUCAAGUACGUAAUUUAGAAGCACGUCUAGCUGAACAACAGGCUCAAAAUCAAGUUCGACUAGAAACAGCAGAAGCUAAUUUAGAACGUAUGCGAGAAACAAAAGAAGCCUUAAAACGAGCCGCUAAAUCACAGAAACGUCGUGCAGACGAGGCUGAAGAAGCAUUUCGUGAAAUCUCACAUAAACUAGCUACUCAAGAGUCGAUUAUAGCUGGUUUUCGGGCAGAAUUAGAAAACUCUAAUCUUCGAUCUAGAAGCCGUAGUCGAGAACGUCAGUUACAUGAUGAUAUGAUAGGUGGUGGUGGUGGUGUAUUUGAUAGUAAUGGCCUAACGAAUGCGAAUAAACCAUCUGUAUACACUGAUAGUGAUAAAGAUUUAAGAGAGGAGAAUAUCCGAUUACGUGAAGUAGCCUUAAAAUGUGAGCAAAGAUUGCAUACAGCUGAAGAAGAGCUAGAACGUUUACGAACAAAUUUAUCUAAUUGUGAAACAUUAUUAUAUGAUUAUCAUGGGGAUGCUGCAACUCAAGCCAACCGAUUACACACAUUGAAUGAACGCUUAAAGAAAACUGAAGCUGAUAGAGAACGUAGUCAAAUUCAAUUAGACGAUGUAGAGAGAAGAUUAUUUGAAGCAGAAAAUCGUAAUCGUGUCUUAGAGAGCGCAUUGCAAAUGCAAGAAGCUAAGAAAAGCGAUGACCGUACAAAGUCGAGUACACCAAUUCACAAAACAACUUUAUCAUCACCAUCGAAAACACUGGGUAAACACCAACAACAACAACCAUCCAAUCUCAACACCGAUGACCAUUCAAGUCAAAAUAUUAAAUUAAAUAUAGACAGUGAUACAUCAAAAACGUUAAAAGAUCGACAAACUAAGACAACGACAAUUCAUACCACUACUACAACUGCUACUACUACUAAUAAUAAUAAUAAUGCCAGUGAUGAUUUAAUUCAAGAAUUACGACGUGAGCUAACUGAAGCACAGAAUGAAAAAAAGCAAAUAGAAAAUCGUACAGAAAUACGCCUUCAAGAUUUAAGGGCACAAUUAAAUCAAGCGGAUGCAACAAAUCGCAGCUUGCAGGCUUAUUUAACUUUCUUGAAGCGUUCUUAUGCCAGUGUCUUCCAAACUGAUGAUAUGCUUCUCAUCAAUCCGGUAUUGUUUAAUCAAAAUAAUUAUCCAGGGAAACGUACACUGGCGACAAAAAAACAAUUACCUGAGAAUAUUAUCACUACUAAUACUACUACUACAACUGCAACGAAUUAUAAUUAUGAGAAUAGUACUGGUAGGGUUACAACAGGUCGUGAGUGUGUGUCUGGUCAGUAGGGCAUAGGUACAUAUAUAUACAGAUUUCAUUGUGAUGUCACUCUGUGACUCAGCAAGGAGUAACCAACCAUCAUAGAACACAAAAGACAGCAAAUUGGUAACGUUUUAUACCGUAUAGUUUUCUAAGUGCUAAGACAAGUACUUCUACAUAACGAAUAACCAAUACUGUACACGGCGAUUAAAAGCCUAUACAUCCAUAUAUAUAUAUAUAUAUAUAUA